GGGCACAAUGAGAAGAAGUUACAGCUUCUCUCAGACAUCACCGGAGCUUUCAGGCCCGGAGUUCUAACGGCGUUGAUGGGAAUCAGCGGAGCCGGUAAAACCACAUUACUCGACGUUCUCGCCGGAAGAAAAACAAGCGGAUACAUCGAAGGAGAGAUCAGAAUCAGCGGUUACCUUAAAGUACAAGAAACGUUCGCACGAGUCUCAGGCUACUGCGAGCAAACAGAUAUACACUCACCAAACAUCACAGUCGAAGAAUCCCUAAUUUACUCAGCUUGGCUCCGUCUAGUUCCUGAAAUCGAUCCCAAAACCAAAAUCAGAUUUGUGAAGCAAGUUCUGGAGACGAUCGAGCUUGAAGAGAUCAAAGAUGC
Camelina sativa (false flax) is the source of this 371-nucleotide messenger RNA. NCBI's taxonomy places the organism in Eukaryota, Viridiplantae, Streptophyta, Magnoliopsida, Brassicales, Brassicaceae. The record is from RefSeq and is a predicted model, not a curated record.